AUGAUUAAUGAUUUAGAUGAACAAUAUUUGAAACAAUUAGUUCGUCUCUUAAAACCAUUUAAACACAUGAUGACGAUUAUUCAAUGUGAAAAUAGCGAUCAAUUUGGAGACGAUCAAAAUUCAGAAAAUUUAUAUGAUGAUGAUUUAGAACAUGAAUUACAAGGAAUAACAUGGUUUCGUGAACGGCUCUUAUUAUUAUUAAAAGAGAUGUUUGUAUUGGAUAUUCGUCAUGUUGUAGCCACAUUACUACAUCCACUUUAUAGGUCAUUAAAAAAAUUUUCAAAUUAUAUAAAGAACCAAUGUCAUCAAUACAUACGUCGUCAAAUUCGAUUAUUAAAAGCAGAAGCAGAAACAGAAGAACAAUUAUAA
Molecule: messenger RNA, 369 nt
Organism: Rotaria sordida
Lineage: Eukaryota; Metazoa; Rotifera; Eurotatoria; Philodinida; Philodinidae
Source: the annotation of a GenBank genome assembly